Molecule: messenger RNA, 1746 nt
Organism: Olea europaea var. sylvestris
Lineage: Eukaryota; Viridiplantae; Streptophyta; Magnoliopsida; Lamiales; Oleaceae
Product: vacuolar-processing enzyme
Exons: 9
Coding region: 123-1586 (487 amino acids)
Biological process (GO): vacuolar protein processing
Molecular function (GO): cysteine-type endopeptidase activity
Source: RefSeq, a predicted model, not a curated record
CGAAUGUAGGUACUCAGUUGCAUAAGCUGCUUUACCUUUUUUUCUCUACUUUUCUCACUUUUUCCUCUCCAGAUUAAACUCUUCAUCUGUUUGUGUUUGUAUUGUGGUGCUGCUUUUAAUAGAUGGGUUUUUAUGAAUUUGUGUUUUUUGGGUCUUUGUUGUCGAUUCUGGUGGCGCCACCGUCUUGUGAAGCCAGAGUUGGUCGACGAACCCCUUGGGACCCCAUAAUCCGGUCGCCGGUGGAGCACCCUGGAACUGAAAAAAAUGGUACGAGAUGGGCAGUUCUUAUAGCAGGUUCCAGUGGGUAUAGCAAUUACCGCCAUCAGGCGGAUGUUUGUCAUGCAUAUCAAAUCUUGAACAGGGGAGGCUUGAAAGAUGAGAACAUUGUAGUUUUCAUGUAUGAUGACAUAGCAGAUAACGAAAUGAACCCAAGAAAUGGUGUUAUAAUCAACCAUCCCGAAGGCGAUGACGUCUAUGCCGGAGUGCCAAAGGACUAUACUGGUGAGGAAAUUACGGUAAAGAAUUUUUUUGCUGUGAUCCUUGGUGACAAGAAAGCUGUGAAAGGAGGAAGUGGAAAGGUUGUCGACAGUAAACCUAAUGAUAGAAUCUUUAUAUAUUACUCUGAUCAUGGGGGUCCUGGAGUGCUUGGGAUGCCAAGUACCCCAUACCUUUACGGGAAGGAUUUCAUUGAUGUUUUAAGAAAGAAGCAUGCCUCUGGAACCUACAAAGAGAUGGUCAUAUAUGUUGAAGCAUGUGAAAGCGGGAGUAUAUUUGAAGGCUUGCUGCCUGAAGAUCUGAACGUAUAUGUGACAACGGCAUCAAGCGCAGAUGAGAGCAGUUGGGGAACAUAUUGUCCGGGAAUGGAUCCUCCGCCUCCUCCAGAGUACAUAACAUGCUUGGGAGAUCUAUAUAGUGUUGCUUGGCUGGAGGAUAGUGAGUCUCACAACCUGAAAAAAGAAACAGUGGAGCAGCAGUAUCAGAAGGUCAAGGAUAGGACAUCCAACUACAACACCUAUAAUGCUGGAUCUCAUGUGAUGGAAUACGGCAAUAAAAGCAUCAAACCCGAAAAGCUCUCUUUGUACCAGGGUUUUGAUCCUGCAACCGAGAACCUCCCUUCAAAUCGAAUUGGCUUCAAUCAUCAGAUGGAUGUUAUUAACCAGAGAGACGCUGACCUUCUCUUCCUGUGGGAAAAGUACAAAAAAAUGGAGGCUGGUAGUAACAAGAAGGCAGAAACCCUUCAGCAGAUCAGAAACACAUUACUCCACAGAAAGCAUUUGGAUGGGAGCAUCAAUUUUAUCGGAUUGGUCUUAUUUGGUCCUGCAAAGGGGCCUUCCAUUCUGGAAUCUGUGCGAGGUCGUGGUUUACCCCUUGUGGACGACUGGGAUUGUUUAAAAUCAAUGGUUCGUCUGUUUGAGACACAUUGUGGUCCAUUAACUCAAUACGGGAUGAAGCAUAUGCGAGCUUUUGCAAAUAUAUGCAACAACAACGUCUCUGAAGAAGAUAUGGAAGAAGCUUGUUUGGUUGCAUGCCACGGCCAUGAUUCCGCAGAUUGGACUCCUUUAAAUCUUCGAGGUUUUAGUGCUUGAUACACGUAUAUGUGUUGUAAUUUAUCAGUUUGUGCUGGAAAAGUUGGCUCUCUCUCUCUCUCUAUGAGACAAUGAAGUAAUAAUGUGGCUUAAGAUCCAUUCGUGUAUGGAAAUCUGGUGUAUAUGAAGGUGUGAUAUCUCGAGUUUCAAGUUUUUUGCA